Solanum stenotomum is the source of this 1285-nucleotide messenger RNA. RefSeq names its product transcription factor bHLH36-like. Gene Ontology annotation, biological process: regulation of transcription by RNA polymerase II. Gene Ontology annotation, cellular component: RNA polymerase II transcription regulator complex. The transcript is spliced from 3 exons. Bases 172 to 975 code for a protein of 267 amino acids. Lineage: Eukaryota; Viridiplantae; Streptophyta; Magnoliopsida; Solanales; Solanaceae. Gene Ontology annotation, molecular function: RNA polymerase II transcription regulatory region sequence-specific DNA binding; DNA-binding transcription factor activity, RNA polymerase II-specific; protein dimerization activity. The record is from RefSeq and is a predicted model, not a curated record.
UACAUAAAUCUGUUUAAUUAUGAACAAUUAAGAAUCUUGACAUCAAAUAAUUAAGGACCCCUCUUUCAAGAUUUCCCAGAUCAUACAGCCUAACAAACAUAUAUCUCUUCCUUUUUUUUGUCUACUACUAAUUAAUCAGUUGCUGUAUUUAAGGUCAAAACUGAUUAAUUAAUGGAUAAUUUCCAUUCAAUGUUUCCUUUACAACAAGAUGAUGAUACUAAUUAUGAUUCCCAUCAACAGCUCCUUUUUCCACACGCUGAGACAUUUACCAAUCCUUCUAAUUUCAUAUACCAACAAGAUCUGGUAAAUGAUUUUGCUCCUUUUGAUUCAUUGGAGUUAGGAGACAACAAUCUUACAUUUAACAACUUCAAUAAUAACGACAAUCAGAGAGGGAAAUCAUCUGUUGCGUCUACUGAGGACAAGAAACAGAAGAAAGUGAUGCAUAGAGAAAUCGAAAGGCAAAGAAGACAAGAAAUGUCUACUCUUUAUGCUUCUCUUCGACAACAACUUCCUCUUGAAAAUAUUAAGGGAAAACGUUCUACAUCGGACCACAUACUUGAGGCGGCGAAUUACAUAGAACAGCUACAGAAGAAUGUUAAGAAUUUGGAAGAAAAGAGAAAAAAGUUGAUGAAAGAGUCAACUGGUUUAAGCAAUGUUGAUGGCAAUCCCAAAAGUGGAAGCUCAACAGCUAGAGACUCCUCCCCAGCUGCUAUUGUGACAGUAAAAGAAUGCUUGGAUGGCAUGGAGAUUUUGGUUAAUUGUGGUCUCGGAUUCCGCCUUUCUAGGGUUCUUCAAGUGUUACUUCAACAAGGCCUAAGCAUAGUGAACUGCAGCUGCACCAAAACAAACACUACAAGUGUACUUCACACUAUUCGAACUGAGGUUUCCAGUACUGAUCAGCCAAGGAUUAUUAAUGUGGACGUAAUCCAACAAAAACUCAAAGAUAUUAUUCAUGAUGAUACAAGUUUCAAGUGACUUUCCAUAGGAUAUAAAUGUUGUGUGAUCCUCACCACCUCAGGUUUUAUAUAUGCAUCUUUUUUUUUUCCGGAAUGAAGCUGAUUUUAAUAGAGUGAAAUUCAUGGAUAGUGAGGAUUUAUAUAGCCAGCCUACGAGUAAAGACAUUGUUGUUGUUGUUGUUUUAGUCUGACCUCGUUUUUUGUGAAGUCCUCGAGUUCAUUAUAGCUUCUUGCUUUUAGUCUCAGGAACUUAUAUUUCAUCCUGGUGUAUGUAACAUCAUGACUUGAAGACUUUAUUCAGUUAGUUCCAAAUUUUGCUAAUUUGUCAA